AUGGCUUUGCUCGACACCAUCAUGGCGAAGCCCGAGAUCCUACUACACAUUGGUAUAGCUUUAAUGACAGUUCUGUUGAGCACAGCUGUGUUCAAAGUCGUCCUCGGAUUCAAGGCUUUGAAGGACUAUCGCGUUUUCUUUCCAUGGUCGAGUGAGACGACGUACUAUUUGCUGGACCACGAGCCGAUGCGCAAGCUCUUUGCACGAGCCCCGAAUCUGGAUGCUUUUGCUCUGGCACGCCGUCUCCAUUACAAGGUCUGGGGUGUUCCACCGCUCGCAUACAAGGACACCCUUAGAGAAGCAGCCAAGCAGAUCCAUCGAGAACUUUCGGCAAAGAACCUCGGUCCCGUCUCCGAGUCCUUUGAGAAGGUGAUUCUGCAAGACAUCAACAGCCUGAAAGCAAGCUUGGGCCAGGGCCGGCGAAUUCCGUUCCAUACAACAUUUUACCGCCUUGCAUAUGCCGGGAACCAAAAGGCCAUCUACGGCCCCAAUCUCCCCAUUCGAGAGACUCGCGUGGCUCUCCAGAACUUUUCCAUCUACUUGCGCUACUUGAACACGACCCCGUCGCUGCCUCUUCUCCCUACCGAGUGGUGGAACCGCAUCGUCCCCAAGGCGCGGCGCGGCGCCGAGGCGAGAGACAAGGUCACGAAUGCCCUGAUAAAGUGGCAGAAGGAAGGCGGGGUCGACACCUGUUCUGAAACCUGGAGGAACAUUAUGAAGAUUGUCUUGGAUAAAAAGGUUGACAUUGUUCACGCCAACCGAUGGGUCAAUAUGGUGCUGUUCGGUUUUCAGGGCAACACGGGAGAACAACCAGGCUGGGGUUUCCUCCACCUGCUGCAGUCACCCAAGCUGUGGAAAGCCAUCAAGGCCGAAGUGGAUGCACUGCCGGCCGACUCUCUCGUCGGCGUUGACUUCCGCCGCGCGGCGCCUCACUUGUACUCGGCCAUCCACGAGACCUUGCGCCUAUCCACGGCCGUCUUUGCCGGGCGCACCACGACGCAGCCCACCAAGAUUGAGGGCUGCGACACCGUCUUCCCCAAGGGCGUGCUGAUCAGGAUCAUGAGUCGGGCCUCGUCCUUUGAUUCUUCCGUGUGGGGUGACAACGCAGACUGCUUUGUAGGAGAUCGGUUUCUCAAGAAUGAGUCCUUGUAUCGCGAGGAACUCUUCUUUGGCGGAGGUGUUUCGGCUUGUCCCGGUCGUCACUUUGCAAUGGUUGAACUCGAGCUCCUCAUGUCGCACUUGAUCCGAAAUUUCGAGUUCGACGCUUCCAGCCUACAAAUGUACUCCAAGCUGAGCCCUGAAGCCGAGGACCUCGAGCUUGGUUGCGCCGUGGAGAAGCCAAGGUAUACUUGCGAAAUCAUUGGCUUGGACGGUACCCGAAUCACUGGCAUAUAUCCUGGCGUAGCGGAUGCCGACCGCUGCUGCUGA
Pestalotiopsis fici W106-1 is the source of this 1428-nucleotide messenger RNA. RefSeq lists its product as uncharacterized. Gene Ontology annotation, molecular function: heme binding; oxidoreductase activity, acting on paired donors, with incorporation or reduction of molecular oxygen; iron ion binding. The transcript is spliced from 7 exons. The coding region runs from base 1 to 1428 and encodes 475 amino acids. NCBI's taxonomy places the organism in Eukaryota, Fungi, Ascomycota, Sordariomycetes, Amphisphaeriales, Sporocadaceae. The record is from RefSeq and is a predicted model, not a curated record.